Trichosurus vulpecula (common brushtail) is the source of this 6858-nucleotide messenger RNA. RefSeq names its product ATP-dependent RNA helicase DDX19B. The record is from RefSeq and is a predicted model, not a curated record. Gene Ontology annotation, biological process: poly(A)+ mRNA export from nucleus. The transcript is spliced from 12 exons. Bases 111 to 1622 code for a protein of 503 amino acids. Gene Ontology annotation, cellular component: nucleus; cytoplasmic stress granule. NCBI's taxonomy places the organism in Eukaryota, Metazoa, Chordata, Mammalia, Diprotodontia, Phalangeridae. Gene Ontology annotation, molecular function: RNA binding; ATP binding; RNA helicase activity.
CGGCGCCCCGGAACGGAAGUGGCAGCCCCGUGCCCAGCCCCGUGCCCAUCCCUGCUGCCAAGAACCGGUGCUCCCCGGCCCUCCCGCCUUCUCCCCACCUCACAUUGCUCAUGGGUUCCCCAGUGCCGGCCCCGGACCCCUCCCAGCGGCGGCCGUCCAGCCCAGGCCACCGGCACGGAGCCAUGACCACCGACUCGUGGGCCCUGGCGGUGGACGAGCAGGAGGCGGCGGCCGAGUCGUUGAGCAACUUACAUCUGAAAGAAGAGAGAGUCAAACCAGAUACCAAUGGUACUAUUGUCAAAUCCAAUGAAAAUGUAGAAAAGACAGAUGAAGAGGAGAAAGAGGAUAGAGCUGCCCAGUCAUUGCUAAAUAAGCUGAUCAGAAACAAUCUUGUCGAUAACACCAAUCAAGUAGAGGUCCUCCAGCGGGAUCCAAAUUCCCCCCUCUAUUCAGUGAAGUCUUUUGAAGAGCUGCGGCUGAAACCUCAGCUUCUACAAGGAGUCUAUGCCAUGGGUUUCAACCGACCAUCUAAAAUACAAGAAAAUGCAUUACCUAUGAUGCUUGCUGAACCCCCACAGAACCUGAUAGCCCAGUCUCAGUCUGGUACUGGCAAAACAGCUGCAUUUGUCCUGGCUAUGCUCAGCCAAGUGGAACCUUUGAAUAGAUACCCCCAGUGUUUGUGUCUCUCACCGACAUAUGAGCUGGCACUUCAGACAGGAAAGGUGAUUGAACAGAUGGGCAAAUUUUAUCCAGAACUUAAACUUGCUUAUGCUGUUCGAGGCAAUAAGUUAGAAAGAGGUCAGAAGAUCAGUGAGCAGAUUGUAAUUGGUACCCCUGGCACAGUUCUGGAUUGGUGCUCCAAGUUGAAAUUCAUUGAUCCCAAAAAGAUCAAGGUGUUUGUUCUGGAUGAAGCUGACGUGAUGAUAGCUACUCAAGGCCAUCAGGAUCAGAGUAUCCGCAUCCAGAGGAUGCUCCCUAAAGCUUGUCAGAUGCUGCUUUUCUCUGCUACCUUUGAAGAUUCCGUGUGGAAAUUUGCACGAAAAGUUGUCCCAGACCCAAACAUCAUCAAACUAAAACGAGAGGAAGAGACAUUGGAUACCAUUAAACAGUAUUAUGUGAUGUGCAAUAAUCGAGAUGAGAAGUUUCAAGCCCUUUGUAAUCUUUAUGGGGCCAUCACUAUUGCUCAAGCCAUGAUCUUCUGUCAUACCCGCAAAACAGCUGGUUGGCUGGCAGCUGAACUGUCCAAAGAAGGCCACCAGGUGGCCCUCCUGAGUGGCGAAAUGAUGGUGGAACAGAGAGCUGCUGUGAUUGAGCGUUUCCGAGAGGGCAAGGAGAAAGUGUUGGUGACUACCAAUGUGUGUGCUCGAGGAAUCGAUGUUGAACAGGUGUCUGUGGUUAUCAACUUUGACCUGCCAGUGGACAAGGAUGGGAAUCCAGACAACGAGACGUACCUUCAUCGGAUUGGGCGCACGGGGCGCUUUGGCAAACGAGGCCUGGCCGUGAACAUGGUGGACAGCAAACACAGCAUGAACAUUCUCAACAGAAUCCAAGAACAUUUCAAUAAGAAGAUAGAGAGACUGGACACCGAUGAUCUGGAUGAGAUUGAGAAAAUAGCCAACUGAAAAGCAUUGGCUAGAGUUGACCUACACCCUCUGGAUGUGCAUCUUCAGCUCCAUUUGGACUGUUUUUUUUUUUUUUUCCAAAUUGGCACAAUUCUCAGCCAGUCACCAAAAAGGACUAAGGCGGGAAUACAUAGAAAUUACCUACCUCAUUUCAAAUUACGUUUGGACUUGACAAAAAAAAAAUUGUGCAAAUAAUGGAGGGUAGUAGAAAGAGAAAAAAAGUUUACAUGAGCUCGUAAGAUUAGGCAUGAAUACACAGAAAUUACCUUUUUGGCAAAUUUCUUUCUUAUUUAAAGUUUAUGUGUACUAAUUUUAAAUGUAAACUAAGGACUUGUCAAAGCUUUAGUUAGUCUCUGACUCUUGGUCCCCUUGUGGUAGCAUAUAGAUGUCUCUUCUUUUGCCUGGGGUAGGCAUAUAUUAGUGUAUGUACCUGUCUGCAUCUUCUUGCAAAAUUGACAUUGUAGAAGUGAGGAGGAAAGUGAGUAGUAGGAGCUAUAUAGUGCCAGCCACCAGGGCAGAGCCAUCCUUCAGUCUUUGAUUGGGUGGGAUAAGGGAAUCAGAUGCAUCUUAUGAGUUAAGAUUUCCUAGGCUAGGAUGAUGGAGCAAAUCUGGCAUCCCUUUACCUUUGCUAUUUCCAAUCGGGCAAAGCAAGAAGGAAUUGGCUAAAGAUUGACAAGUACUUAAAUUUGGAGCCUUUUUUUGCAUUUAGGUUUCUUUCCCAGGGUCCUAUCUUAACCUCUCUCUCAGGAUGCACUUAAGGGACUGACUGGUAUACUGGCAUGAGUCAGUAUAAAUGCUGGUGUAGCAUUGUAGGUGCCAUUCUACUCCAUAUGGCUGUUUUGCUGGUGUCUGGUAGACAGUAUCCUUCUAGCAUCCCUAAAAUGCCCAGGAUCCUUCCCCAGUAACAAAUGGUCUUGGAUCUGUUCCUCUUCAGCGGAACCAAACACUAAAGUCUCUGCUUCUGUGACUAGGCUGGAAAAGUCAGAAGGAAGUAUUUGAAUGAAAUUGGAAGAGACCAUGGACACCAUGGCCAGCAGUGGCCACAUAUUGUCAUUCUGGCAUUGCUGUCCAGAUCUAAAAGGUAAGGCUUAGGAGGAAUCAGCCAUGAUAUAAGAUAUCCUUUCCAAAUAUUUAUUCUGAUUUGGUGACUGAGGCGGUUAGUAUAUAAAUGCCUGCAGUCAUAAUAGAAGUGGACUAGGCAUGCCCUUUUGAUGACCUGUUUUAUCUCCAGGCCUAAUUUCAGGCUUAUAUUUAUACCUUACUCAUCAGUGAUAACCAAAAAACCACCCUGGGGCCAUCUGGCACUGAAAUUUUUACACUGGUAAUAGUAAUUUGCUCUUUAUGUUAUCUGAACUGGACCGUAUAGCCUCUUUCAAAAAUGACAGGACAGGAGCAGUGUGGAGCCCUAACAAGGAUUAACAGCUGUCUGUGUGCUCCAAUGCUGCCAUCUUCCUGUGUCCCCAGAAUUGGAUAUUUCAAUGUAGAUUUUUCUUCUAUAGGGUCCUUCAAGAAGAAAAAUCCCUAUUCUAUUGAAAAAUAGCCCAGACUGGUGUUUCUCAAAAUAGCAUGGCCUUCCUAAGCUUCUCACAUCCAAAGAAAGGACGGGGGAGCAUAGCUGUUCGGUGGACACAAGGCAUUUUGGUGGUCCUGAUUUCCUAAACAAAAGAGAUCCAAAGGAAAGGGAGGAAGAACCACUACAGCUUUUCCAGAAAUGCUGCUGCUUCUCUGAGCCCACUUUCUCAACCCCAAAGGAGUAGUUAUUUUUACCUUUGAAGAAUUGCCCCAGACACCAGAUACACUCACUAUAAAUGGAUUCUGAGCUCCUCUAGCUAGGGUGGUAGAUGUGCAAGACUGUAUCUAUGACGUCUGCUCAUGGCACAGUUUGCUUUAUAGGUGUCCCCGUCUGUUGGGUUAGGAAGCUUCUUUCUCUCCUGUAUACUGUUGGUGAGAGGUGCAGCCGUAGGAUCCUUUGAUAGCAUCUCCAGUCUGAGAAUGGGCAUAUCUUAAUAUCUGCUCUUUUGAGUCCUAAUCAGUAUAGGCUGCGCUUAGAUAAGAAAGCUGAUCCAUCAUCUUCAGCCUUUCAGUUGAUCUUUCUGAACAUUUUUUCUUGACUUCCUUGAUGCUUUUGGUCCCAUUUUCCUUCCUUGCCUUUUUGCCCAACCCCAUUCUUAAACACAAGAGAAUUUCAAGCUAAUCUUUACCUUUCCUCUUCAUAGGUGAAGCUAAACGGACAGAAGGAUGCUUUGGUUCAGUUGGGUUGAGAUCAUUGUCUAACCUGACGGAAAUCUGGUUAAGGGAUAGGGAGAACAGGCUUCCUGCUAGGGUGUUGAAUGUCUCUCCCAACAUAUAUCUCAGCUGCUAUUUUAUCUUGCACAUCUAAGAGAGAAAACAGUAGAGGACAAGGGCCAGUGAGCCUCCAAAGGAUUCUCUAGCAGGAGGGAAAUUGGUCUAGGAGGGGUGACUGGAUCUGGUCUUUUUUCUCCCUUGAAUAGUAUGUGCUGCUCCUUUAUUGUUGGUUUCUUAUCUUCACCUUUUCUGUCAAGCUUCUUCAGAGGGCCCAGGAACUGUGGACUAUUGCUACCUCCAUGUGGAUGAUGGCUUUCUUAAUGAAAUCUGCUAAGGCAUUGUAGGGCAGGAGCAUAUAUGGCAGGGAAGAGAGAAAAAUGAAUACAGCAGUUCGGAUCAGUUUCUGCUUCUGACCUGUGCCUUUAAGCAGAGUUGCUAAUUAGCCCUGGUUAGAACUCUGUAUGUGCUGCCUGUCAAUAGAAAAAUGUCUUCAUUGGCCACUUGAGUUAUCAUAUAUGACUGUAUGGAUAAGAAAUGCCUAAUUGUAUGUCCAUUCCUUGCUUUGUUAUAGUGAUAGAUUUUAACCAAUUAUGAAUAAAAUGUUACUAAGUUUUUUUUUAAUUUGUCAAUAUAGGAAGAUAGGGAACAACAUAGUCUUGGUUGCUGGAUUUUAUUUCAUUAACUCUCUGCUGUUGACUAGUGUUGACACAUAGCUUUUGAGAUUUGUGUAUCUGCUGAAAUUAUUAUUCUGUACCUUUAACUCUAGGGUGGCCACUGUAUCAAAGACAUAAUUCACAGAAACUCAAAUCACAAGGACGUUUUGGUCAACCCCUUUUGGGGGCCUUACAUUCCUGAUGUCUGAUUAAAACAAACAAAAGGAUAUUGGCGCUGCAAGUUCUUCAGGAAAAAAAGGCAUUUAAAGCAAAAUAAAACAUCGUGAUGUUCCACCUUCUCAGCCCAGGGAAUGGAGAUGGAUGAGGCUUCAGGGUUGUUUUAUUACUACUUAUUUUUUUUUUUAAAUUAACAUCAAGACUGUUGUAUAAUGGUCCAGGAAUUGAGAGAAAUUUUUUUUUUAAAUUGUGAGAUUAGUCAGGGAAGACUUCAUGAAAGAGGUGAAUUUUGAAUUUGUUCUUGAAAGAGCAGCAUAGAGUUUGGAGUAACAGGAACUGGAAGGGCAUGCUAAGCAGACAGAUGCUGAGUCCGUGCGGAGCUAAUGAGAGAAGGAUAAACAUGGGGUUUAUACUGAGUGAAUCCUGGAGAACAGAUUAGAUAUACGAAGUAUAAAACCUUAUCGAGGCAGAGGAAUUGGAACUUGGUAGUUGGUGGGAAAUCAUAAAUCCUUAAGGGAGUAAAAUGAUGGGCUUGGUCUUCUAGGAAGAUUAAUAUGGAGAAAAUGAGGGUCAGCCGCAGAGGUCCUGGUCUUACACAUAUGUAUGUGCUCAGUAUCUCACUGAUGCCUUGGCCUGAUAAGCUCCCUUGAUGUUGGGGCCUACUAGGGGAGAAGACCUAACAAUAAUAGCUUUAAUUGCAGAGUGGAGGAGAAAUUGAGGGAAGCCUUUCAGGUACAUUUUAGCUCUCAGACCCUCAGAUUUUAAAUACUUUAACCCCCUUCAACUUUACUUUCAACUGAAGGAACCUAAGUGGGAGGGAAGGAAAGGCCAGCCUGAGGACCUUCCUUGUAAGUAGCCUUGUGUCCCAGCAUUGGGAGUGAGGGCAUAAGAGAUUGUCAAAGGGGUAUUUUCUGCACUCCAGGAGCUUUUUGAACUUUUUAGGACCCCUAUCUAGAGAUGAAUACUUUUGGGUUAAUUGCACUGCAGUGUGACUAGACCUCAGCUCUCCACACAAUUUACUGAACUAGAGGAGAUAAGAGAAUAUCCAGUCUAUGGGUUCUGUUACCCCAGGAACUGCAUGCUCUUUGUUGUACCUCUGAACCUGUUUAUUAUUCCUCCUCGAAACCAGGAAUGAAUGAAAACUCAACCACAUUUUUUAUGCACAGAAACACUUUGGUUAAACCAAAGGCCUGUCUCUGCAUUGAAUUCCAGGGGAGGAUUCCAUUCCAGGUCAAGAGAAACACUUGGAUGGUUUGCUUAGGAUGCACUCAGCCAUGCCAGCCCAAUGGAAGUAGGCCAAUUCUCAAUGAUGUGUUGGUUGUUAAUUUUAUUAACCUAUAAGCUGAACUGAAUCAUACUGUGACAGACAAAUGUUUUAUUUUUUGAACAAUACAGUCAAUGAUUUUUCACUUCUCUGGACAGUACUCCCUUGUGUCAUUCAUUGUUGCCUUUUUCUGAACACCUUGAGUCCUGGAGGGGAUCUUGGCUAACUUCUGGCCCUGCAAAGUACAGAAACUGACAUAGUUACAAGUGAAUCUCGCUACAUGCCCCAUCAAUCAAUCUCUCUGGGCGAGUCAGUGCUAAUAGUUUUCUUAGGCUAUCUGUUCACAUUUAUGUGCCAAAUACAAAGCCACUCGGAAAUACUUCCCAAAUUUAAGUAACCUAGGCCUUCUGCUUUGGAGCAUGCUAGAGAGUUAAGAUGUCAUGUAGAAUAAUAAGUUAGAUUGGGAGUAUUUUAUUCUGGAGUCAUUUGUGGGGACUGCCUUCUUAAAAUGUCAAGUUUAUUUAUCCAGUGAAAGUCUAGUCUUCAAACUCAUAGUGGCUUUUAUUUAUAGAAUGGGUUGUAUAUGAGCAGUGAAAAGAUCAUUUAGAUUUCACAUCUGUCACGUGUUUCCUGAACCUACUGCUUGAGAAAUCCCAUAUUUCCUCUUAGUGCCCCAUUUCACCCACUAUAAGAUGGUUUGUGAAAUGUUUUAUUUAUCACUCUUCAGAAGCUUUACAAGUGUGAAUGAAUUAAUAGAUUGUAAGCUCCUUGAGAGUAGGGAUUGUCUCAGUCUUUGUAUUCCCAGCACAGUGCCUGAUACAUAGUAGGUGCUUAAUAAAUGUUGAUUGAUUUAUUG